AUGUCUACUUGGCAACAACAUGCACUGCCGAAUACAACUUUACUUAAUAAUUCCAGUCAAAUUGUGAAUAAUCCAAAUACACAUAGUAGAACAAAUUCUGUGGAAGUACACGAUAAUUUAGGAGAAAUUAAUCAUACAUCGGCGCUUUCAGGAGACUUCGGAAAUCUCUUUAAUAAAUCAGAUUACAGUGAUAUUGUCUUGAUUGUUGAAUAUGAACAAUUCUAUGCACAUCGAAUCAUCCUAGCAGCACGGUCGGAAUACUUUCGUGCUUUACUCUACGGAGGCCUUCGUGAAUCUCAACAUAGUCAUAGUUCCAUUGAAAUUAAAGAAUGUAAAUCAGCGGCAUUCCGAAUUCUCCUACUGUAUAUCUACACUGGACGUAUUAAUUUACUCAAAGAAAAAGAAGAUAUUUUACUUGAUUUACUUGGACUUGUACACCAGUAUGGGUUUCAACAACUCGAAACAAGUUUAUCCACAUAUUUGAAAUCAAUCCUAUCAUUAAAAAAUCUCAAUUCAUCGAUAAUCAUGCCAAUGAAAUCAUCAAAACAAACGAAUUUCUAA
This is a messenger RNA of Adineta ricciae, 561 nucleotides long. Lineage: Eukaryota; Metazoa; Rotifera; Eurotatoria; Adinetida; Adinetidae. The record is from the annotation of a GenBank genome assembly.